Molecule: messenger RNA, 525 nt
Organism: Dictyostelium discoideum AX4
Lineage: Eukaryota; Evosea; Eumycetozoa; Dictyosteliales; Dictyosteliaceae
Gene: ankrd39
Product: ankyrin repeat-containing protein 39
Exons: 2
Coding region: 1-525 (174 amino acids)
Source: RefSeq, a predicted model, not a curated record
AUGGACAAACAUCAUAAUCAUGAAUGUAAUGGGCACGAAUGUAAUCAUGUUCAAGUUGACUCAGUUACACAAUCAUUGGAUGAAUUAAAUUUUGAAAGAGGAAUAUGGGGUUCAAUUAUAAAUUCAGAUUUUAAAAAGGUUGAACAAUUGUUAUAUAAAAAUUCAUCACUUUCAAAUACUAUGGAUUCAUCAGGUUAUUAUCCAUUGCACUAUGCAGUUAGAAAUGAUAAAAAUAAUGACAUAGUUCAAUUGUUAUUAGAUAAUGGUGCAAACAUUAAUUGUCAAACUAGUGGUGGUGCAACACCUCUUCAUAGAUCAUGUUUUUGUAAUUCUAUAAAUAAUACAAAAUUAUUAUUAAAAAAAGGUAUAACCAAAGUUGAUUUAAUAGAUUCAGAUGGUAUGACACCACUUCAUAAAGCUUACCAACAAGGUAAUAUGGAAAUAGUUAAUUUAUUAUUACAAUUUGGUGCUGAUCCUAAUAUUUUAGAUAAAAAUAAAAUGAAACCUAUUCAAUUGUUAAAGUAA